Polychytrium aggregatum is the source of this 1357-nucleotide messenger RNA. RefSeq lists its product as uncharacterized. NCBI's taxonomy places the organism in Eukaryota, Fungi, Chytridiomycota, Chytridiomycetes, Polychytriales. The record is from RefSeq and is a predicted model, not a curated record. The transcript is spliced from 3 exons. The coding region runs from base 125 to 1120 and encodes 331 amino acids.
GCUGCUUCGCCUCGGUCUUCCUCGUCCCUGCAUUUCGCCUCGAUCCCUCCCUCGAUCCCUCCUUCGAUCUCUCCCUCGAUCUUCCCCUCGAUCCAUCCUCGGUCCCUCUCCCCUGUCCAGGACGAUGCUGCACCGCUCGCUCUCCCAGGCACUUCUGCCGCUGCUCCUCGGUUCCGGCGUCCAUGCCCUCGGCGUCUCGUUCAUUUCUCCCAAUGCCAGCAGCGUCUGGAGCACCACCAACAACACCGUCACCAUCAACGUCACUUCCGAUGGCCCUUUCAACAACACCAACUGGUUCGACAUCAGGGCAUAUGCCCGCGGCGGCGGCUCAAGCUAUGUCACCGGCAACACCCUCUCGCCCGGCGUUCGGUCGUUUCAAUACAACAGCCUACCGGAUACCCAGCUCACCGCUGGCCCAAUUUACCUGCAGUUCUGCCAGGACAAGACAUGCGUCAACACCGACGACUUCCAGUACACGUACAAGCCUCCGUCGCCGACUCCCGAUCCCCAGAGCAGCAUCGGUAGCCCCGCCAGUGUGCCCUCGGGUGGCGGCCUCUCUGGAACGAUGAUCGCCAUCAUCUUCGCUUCCUGCGUCGCGGUGGCCCUAGGCAUCGCCGGAUUCAUCUACUUCCGCAAGGGCAGCGAUGAUGUGAUUCCCCUCAAGCGCUAUCGAUCCAGCAGCUCUGCCAACCGCGAGUCCACUCGCCUCGAAUACCCCGUCGCCGACAUGGCCCCGGCCGUCCCUUAUCGGACCCCGACUUCGGGGCCGGCCCCUGCCUCGUCCUCAGCCUCAGUAAAGUCCAGCACCACGGUCCGAUAUGGGCAGCCAAGCUCACAGCGUACAGGGGCCCUCCGGGGCGACCUCUCUGAACCUUCCGAUCCGAUACUGCUUUCCCCAACCACCCUGCGUCCCGUCCAAGUCCAGAGCAACACCCCGAGUCCCCAGGCGCCUACUCCAUCUCUCCCAAGCUCCUCGAACCCACGGUCCUACAGCGACGUCCGCCGAAACCGUGCUCCCUCGAGUGUAUAUUCGGCCUCUCCGGCAAUGAGCACCCGUCGCUCGCCCCAGGAUACUAGCGGAGCCCCUCGAAAACCGCCCUCCUCGCAAGCGAGCCGAUAACGAGACAGCCACUCCAGGGCAUGUGUCCUCAGCAUUGGCGCGCCUUGAUAUCACCCGGACCAUUCUAUUUUUUGGACCAGUACUCCUAUGUUUGUGGCUGGCUCGUACCGGUACAGCGGCGAUCCUGUGUGGGGCCUAUGAUCCCCAUGGGAUCGAAUUGUCCCGCCGAUCGCACUCAAAGAGUUCGGGUGCGACCCUCUAUGACCGCCUAAGCAACCAGCGCUUCGAAUCCACGCU